CUGUGUGAGAGAGCAGAGCGGACUACGGCAACAUCUCUUCUUCUUACCAGAGGAAAUACACACCGACUCAUUCUCACAGCUACGGAGCAGUUACACCUUAUCAGUACUCUACCGAAUUACCGGGACAUCUUCUACCCAAGGAGACUAGAAUAAAUAAAGGAAAAACACGUUAAAACAUUAUUACCUAUCGGUUAAAUUAGAGGAGCCGAUAUACCGAUAUCCCAGCAACACGAAAGACAGACUUGGCUAGUCCACCAGGAUAACAUACCGGAGCUUUCGGGAGCACGAGGAAAGGGAGAGGGAUAAAGGAGAGGAAGACAGGAUGAUUCUCAAGCAUCAUUUGGUUCUGACGCUGUGCGCCGUCUACGGGAUACUGCUAAAAGUGACGGCACAGAAAAGCACAUUGAGAGGGUCGUCAGGGCAGCAACCCUUGGUCCAGAAUCAGACAGUAACAGAGGGGGGGACAGCCAACAUGACUUGCAGGGUAGAGUACAACGACCAAACUUCCCUCCAGUGGUCUAACCCUGCACAGCAGACACUGUUCUUCGGAGACAAGAAAGCUUUGAGAGAUAACCGUAUCGAGCUGGUCCGAGCGUCGUGGUCGGAGCUGACCAUUAGUAUCAGUGAGGUGACACUGGCUGACGAGGGGAUGUACACCUGUUCUCUAUUCACCAUGCCUGUGAAGACCGCCAAGGCCUACCUUACUGUACUGGGGGUGCCAGAGAUGCCAGAGAUAGACGGUCUGACAAAGCCUGCCCUGGAGGGAGAUGAGAUCACACUGACCUGCAUGACCCACGGCUCCAAGCCUGCUGCUGACCUCCGCUGGUUCAGGAACGAGAAGGAGAUCAAAGGUGCCAAGGAGGUGAAUGCCAGUGGAAAGACCUUCACAGUGACCAGUUCUCUACAGCUGCUAGUUGACAGGGACGAUGAUGGGGCAGCGUACACCUGCAAAGUAGACCAUGUCGCCCUGUUACAGACACCACAACAGACUACUGAAGUACUGGAGGUGCACUAUGCUCCUCGUGUGGCGAUCACCAAUUCGUUGACGUUCCCUCAGGAGGGUCAAUACCUGAAGCUGGAGUGUGUAUCCAAAGGAAACCCAUCGCCAGACCCUGUGAUGUGGACUAAGGAUGGAGGAGAACUUCCAGACUUGGAGCGUAUGAUUGUAGAGGGAAGAGAGCUCACCUUCACCACCUUGAACAAAACAGAUAACGGAACGUACCGCUGUGAAGCCUCCAACCACCUGGGCACCAGCAGUGCUGAAUACCUGCUCUAUGUCUACGACCCCAAUGCCAUGGGGCAGCAUGGUCCAGACCAUGCUCUGAUUGGAGGAGUGGUGGCGGUGGUGGUCUUCGUCACCUUGUGUCUCAUCAUCGUUCUGGGCCGCUACCUGGCCAGGCAUAAAGGAACGUACCUGACCAACGAGGCCAAAGGAGCGGACGACGCGCCUGAUGCUGAUACAGCUAUCAUCAACGCAGAGGGCAACACACAUGCUGAGGAGAAGAAGGAGUACUUUAUCUAGACUGUAGAGGGCGCUGAUCUGCUGCCCACUCUUUCUCUCUGUCUUUAUGUCUCUAUUCCUCUAUCUCCCCCUCUCAUUCUCUUUAUCUCUUUCUUCAUCCCGUUCUAUACUUUAUUUAGACUACAGAGGGAGAUAUGCUGCCCCCUCUUUCUCUCCCUUUUUCUCUCUGUCUCUUUCCAUUUUCUCCUUCUGUCCCUCUCUCUCUCUCCACUGCCCCUGCUGCGUCACUAAGGAAACCCCGUGGAAAAACUCCACCUUCUCCUUCUCCCCUCAUCCCUUCUUCCCUGCUGGCCUUUCUGUUCUCUUUUUUUUUAUCAUUUCAUUCCGACCCUUCACUUCUUCUACACUUUUUAAAAUAUUUUUUAACCGUCCUAGUUUCUGACGCCGGCCUUCGUUUUUAAAGGCAGCGCCCUCUACUGGCUGUCUGGAGAUGUUGCCUUUUCUUUUUUUCUUUUUUUUCAAUUUUACAUAUUUUAUGUGAAAUAAACCCCACACACACACACACACACACACACACACACACACACACACACACACACACACACACACACACACACACACACACACACACACACCCAUUCCCUGUGUGUAAACACACACCCUCACGUUUACACGGUGCCUCAAAUAUGCCGCCUUCAUUCACACUGUCAGCAAUGCUGUUGUUUAACUGCUUUAUACCUACAAAUACUCUCUUUUUAUUUCCGCCUGUCGUAUCACAGCUCCUGGGCUUGAACGUUGUUUAAUUCAACAUUUUACGUUUUUUAUUUGUUAUUUAAAUGAAUAUGUGUGCUGGUUACGCCUUAUGUCUUUCAGACAAAAUUAUACUUUAGAUUAUCUGUCUCCUUCACUGUCCCCUUUCACUGCCCCCUUCACUGUCCCCUUUCACUGGCUCCUUCACUGUCCUCUUUCACUGGCUCCUUCACUGUCCCCUUUCACUGGCUCCUUCACUGUCCUCUUUCACUGGCUCCUUCACUGGCUCCUUCACUCUCUUCUUCACUCUCUCCUUCACUGUCCCCUUCACCUACUCCUUCACUGUCUCCUUCACUGUCCUCUUUCACUGUCUCCUUCACUGUCUCCUUCACUGUCUCCUUCACUGUCUCCUUCACUCUCUCCUUCACUGGCUCCUUCACUCUCUCCUUCACUGUCUCCUUCACUGUCCCCUUCACCUACUCCUUCACUGUCUCCUUCACUGUCCUCUUUCACUGGCUCCUUCACUGUCUCCUUCACUGUCUCCUUCACUGCUUCCUUCACUGUCCCUUUCACUGUCCCCUUCACUGUUCAAUUACACAAUUACACUGUCUCCUUCACUGUCCCCUUCACUGUCUCCUUCACUCUCUCCUUCACUGCCUCCUUCACUGUCUCAUUCACUGUCCCCUUCACUACCCCUCUACUGUUCCCAUCACUGUCCCGUUUACUGUCCCCUUCACUACCCCUCUACUGUCUCCUUCACUACCCCUCUACUGUUCCCAUCACUGUCCCCUUCACUGUCCCCUUCACUAACCCUUCACUGACACCUUCAAUGUCCCCUUCACUAACCCUUCACUGACACCUUCAAUGUCCCCUUCACUAACCCUUCACUGACACCUUCAAUGUCCCCUUCACUAACCCUUCACUAACCCUUCACUGUCCCCUUCACUGUCCCCUUCACUAACCCUUCACUGUCCCCUUCAAUGUCCCCUUCACUAACCCUUCAAUGUCCCCUUCACUGCCCCCUUCACUGUCCCCUUCACUGUCCCCUGCACUGUCCCCUUCACUAACCCUUCACUGUCCCCUUCACUGUCCCCUUCACUGUCCCCUUCACUAACCCUUCACUAACCCUUCACUGUCCCCUUCACUGUCCCCUUCAAUGUCCCCUUCACUGUCUCCUUCACUGCCUCCUUCACUGUCCCCUUCACUGUCCCCUUCACUGCCUCCUUCAAUGUCCCCUUCACUGUCCCCUUCACUGUCUCCUUCACUGCCUCCUUCACUGUCCCCUUCACUGUCCCCUUCAAUGUCCCCUUCACUAACCCUUCACUGUCUCCUUCACUGCCUCCUUCACUGUCCCCUUCACUGACACCCUGAAUAAAACUGUACGUGAGGAAAAUAAUAGACUUGUAAACAAUAGCCCUUGCCUCCUGUAUGACAGGACAGAGGGUUUUCUGGUAUAAUACAAACUGUAUUCAAGAAAAAAAUGGCCCAUUGUAUGAUAAGAUAGCAGGUUUUUUGUGAACACUGUAGCCAGACAUGUUGUGAGAUAUGGUAUGUGUGCGAUUUGUUCUUCAUCAGUCAUUGGUUCAUAUAGGUGGUAGUCUUUAAGACAGACGAACCGAUUGAUCAUUAACGACACUCAUAAUAUACAUUCUGAACACCAAAAAAAGGUUACGAAAACGAUGCUGGGUGAAGGUUUAUAUCAAAUGAAUUGAAACAACAAUCAAUCAAUUAAUGUCUUGCUUUUUAUCAUGCAUAAUCAUUAUGAUGAUUACUUCAAACUGUCUGUGAUACGUGAUGCGUACUGCCCGUAUAUUCCUGUGCAGAACCCUGCUGCGCUAACGCAACAUGCUCACAGUGUCACCGUGGCAACUUAGUAUCUAUCUACAGCGCCAUCGGUUGCCGAAGGGAUGUAGAACGAUGCUAUAUUUUGGGUAGUCAGUGCUUGACUUGGGCCAGAGUUGUCUACCGGCGCUCUAAAA
Molecule: messenger RNA, 4191 nt
Organism: Oncorhynchus tshawytscha (Chinook salmon)
Lineage: Eukaryota; Metazoa; Chordata; Actinopteri; Salmoniformes; Salmonidae
Product: cell adhesion molecule 2-like
Exons: 10
Coding region: 323-1522 (399 amino acids)
Source: RefSeq, a predicted model, not a curated record